Molecule: messenger RNA, 2260 nt
Organism: Branchiostoma belcheri (Belcher's lancelet)
Lineage: Eukaryota; Metazoa; Chordata; Leptocardii; Amphioxiformes; Branchiostomatidae
Product: kelch-like protein diablo
Exons: 5
Coding region: 1-1782 (593 amino acids)
Molecular function (GO): protein binding
Source: RefSeq, a predicted model, not a curated record
AUGGCUGCCGCAGACCAAGAAACCCACGCCAGCUCAGUUCGUCCUCGUUCCUACCAAGACGAGAGCUAUCAGCAGGGGUUUCUUGGAACCGUGGGUGACUUACAGAAGGAAGGGGAACUGCAGGAUGUCGUCCUUGAAGUCGAGGACCGGCGGUUUCCCUGCCAUCGGCUUGUUCUGUCCGCGGCCAGCCACUACUUCAGAGCCAUGUUUACAAGCGACAUGGCGGAAAGUCGGCAGAACACGGUCGUUUUACAGGGUUUGGAUGCAGACAUGUUUGAGGAGAUCCUGAGUUACAUCUACUCGGGAACCCUCCAUGUGUCCCUGGACAGAGUGCAGCCCCUGUACCAGGCAGCCGACCUCCUCCAACUGGACUAUGUGAGAGACACCUGCAGCAGCUACAUGGCCAUGAACGUGGAGCGCUCCACCUGUGUGGACCUGUACAAGUUUGCUGAUGUUUUCACGGUGGAUGUUGUUCUGAACUCUUCUCUGCAGUACAUAUGUCAGCAUUUUGUGGAGGUUUCCUCCAGUGAGGAGUUCUGCAGCCUGAGUGUGGAUCAGCUGACUGAGAUCAUCAGCCAGGAUAAGCUGGAGGUUAAAGAGGAGACAAGAGUGUGGGAGGCUGUGGUGAGAUGGGUGCAGCACAGCAGGGAGGACAGACUGCAGCAUCUACCCAGCAUCCUCCCUCACAUCCGCUUCAACCUGCUGACCUCAGAUGACACGGCAGCCAUCUUGGAACAUCCCUUGGUCAGGGAGGAUCCUGGGAGUUCUGAGGUCAUCAAGAAUGUGGUACAAUCCAACCAGAAGCCGAGGCUUGCAAUGACCACGGAAAUGGUUCUGUUGUGUCAUGAUGGGAACAGUAAAAAGAUGCUGUGGAUGAACCCAGGAAAAGGGAAGUACAUCUGGUGUGACUAUGACCAACCAGUAUCUCCAUACAGGGCUGUGGUUACUGGUGAUAAUGAGAUCUAUGCCUUGGCUGCAGAUCCAGACUAUAUCUAUCUGUGUAAAUACAACCAUGUUGAGAACAACUGGGAACAGAAGUCUACCGUGUGCAAAGGAUGUAGUGAACCGGGAGUUCCACAUGACUAUCUUAUGGAAAUCGAAGGACAUGAUCUUUUUUACCUUGCGAUAUAUCCAGAUGUGGCAUUGAAGAAAUACAACCAGCACACGAAUGAGUGGCACGACUGUUCAACACCUCAAACUAGUGAGCAGUUUGCCUUCAUCUUUGCAGUGUCCUGCAAUCAGCGAAUCUACGUCUUCACACAUAUAGAAAUGCAUUGGUACGACCCAAUGGAAGACCGGUGGUCCAAGAAAGCCCUAUCAGACUAUGGUCCUGAAGUGGAAGUGGAAGUUAACUUCGGUCCGGUAGUUGCCAUGGGUACAGAGAUCUUUUGGAUGGAUCCUGGCUCCAAGAUGUUGGUGUACGACACAGAAGCAGACAGCUGGUCUGAACAUCCAGUCACUAGGUUUCAGGAGAUCUCGAUCGAGAAUAAUCCAGACAUUGAAUAUGGGGCUUUCUUUGUACUCCAAAACACGCUGCAUGCAAUGGUGGAGUAUUCAUAUGAAGAUUACCCGAAUCCAGACGACGAGCCAAGGCUACUUCAAGAGGUUUUCGUGUAUGACAGGCAUGAAGGUGUUUGGACAGAGUUAUCUGAACUGCCUUUUGGGCGGGAGUGUGUGUACAAUUGUACAGACGCCGUGGCUCGUAUGUACCUACCAUAUCUGAACGCCAGCAAUGCUGACACACAGGAUGCAGCAAACCCAGAGGGACCAGAUGGUGAAUAAGGCCUAUGAAAAAAAUGUUUCUUGUUUCGACCCUAAAAAAUACUGCCAACCCUAGCCUUUUUUUUAGAUCCCUACAAGGGAAAUAAAUAUUUCGAGCUGAUCAAUUGCAACAUUUUCUAGCUCCAUGAUCUGACACCCGAGUGAUGAAAUAUUAUACAAUCAGUUUUCCAGCAUUGGUAUUAAAAAUAUGAGUGUCCUCAUGCAAGUUUCACUUUGUUAAACUGUAUUGUAUAAGUUGGCUCACUAGAAAUCACCUAAGUCAAUAAAAAAGAAGGAAAAGAAACCUACCUACCUACCCUAUUCGUUUCAGGACCGAAACAGAAGACACAUUUUUGUCCUAGGCCUAACUAACAUGCAAGAACGUUCGUGUGAGUUAGUUUUUAGAGUAGGCACAGUAUACAUGUAUUGUCAAAGUCAACUUUAUACAUGUAGUACAAUGUAACAUCUGUGACCAUAAUAUCACCAGGGUCCAUAAUAU